GCGGGGCUUGGCCGGGGCCGCUGCGCUCCCCGACAGCCUCCGGAGGGGGCCCGAGGAGAGACUGAGCCCAGGCUGCGCAGUCCGACGCGGACCGGGACGUGCGAGCGACGCGGGACUUGUUGCAGCGCGGAGCCAAAAGCGAAGCCAGCAGGGAACUCCAGGACCCAAGGAUGGGGGCGGCCUGUGUCAAGGUCACCAAAUACUUCCUCUUCCUCUUCAACCUGCUGUUCUUCAUCCUGGGCGCGGUGAUCCUGGGCUUCGGGGUAUGGAUCCUGGCCGACAGGAGCAGUUUCAUCUCCGUCCUGCAAACCUCCUCCAGCUCGCUGAAGGUGGGGGCCUACGUCUUCGUGGGCGUGGGGGCCGUCACCAUGCUCAUGGGCUUCCUGGGCUGCGUGGGCGCCGUCAACGAGGUCCGCUGCCUGCUGGGGCUGUACUUUGCCUUCCUGCUCCUGCUCCUCGUCGCCCAGGUGGCUGCCGGGACCCUCUUCUACUUCAACGUGGGCAAGCUGAAGCAGGACAUGGGCGACAUGGUGACGCAGCUGAUCCGCAACUACAACGCCAGCAGCCAGGACAGCCUGCAGGAAGCCUGGGACUACGUGCAGGCGCAGGUGAAGUGCUGCGGCUGGGUCAGCUUCUACAACUGGACCGACAACGCGGACCUCAUGAACCGCACCGAGGUCACCUACCCCUGCUCCUGCCAGGACGGCGGGGAGGAGGAUGACGGGCUCUCGCAGCAGACGGGCUUCUGCCAGGCCCCCAGCAACGGCACCGAGGGCGGCAACGACCCCGAGCGCUGGCCUGUGCACAAGGAGGGCUGCAUAGAGAAGGUGGAGGCGUGGCUGCAGGAGAACCUGGGCGUCGUCCUCGGAGUCUGCGUGGGCGUCGCUGUCAUCGAGCUCCUGGGGAUGCUGCUGUCCAUCUGCUUGUGCCGGCACAUCCAUUCUGAAGACUACAGCAAGGUCCCCAAGUACUGAGGCAGCUGCUCUUCCCACCUCCUCAGCGUGCCCAACUCCUGGCUCCUUCUGGCCGGCCCCACCUCCCUCCAAGGCCCCCUCCUGCCUGAGCUGGCUGGCAGCGGGGUCUUCCGGGGCCGGGGCCUCCCUCUCUGCCUCCUUACUGAGCCCUGGUGGCUCUGGUCUCCUGCUUUCUGCUGAGGGCUCUCUGGGCUCCUGCAGUCCCAGCAGGGCAGGCUGCCCCUCUGCUGCCCUGGGCCUGUGUUAAGAAUUGCGGGAGGUUGGACUGGGCACCCUGGGACUCGGGACUGUCCCCGGUGGGUCAGCUUUCUUCCUCUGGACGCUCCUGUCUUUGGUUUCUCACAUCUUACUGGGGGCAGCCGGGAGGUUGGGCGCUCCUGCCCCAGGCCUGCCCGAGUGCGGUGAGCCCGGCUGGGGGGCCUCCAGCCACGAGGGCCGCGGGAGCCCCCACGGGCAUGGGCAGAGCUGGCCCUGGUUCUCCAGGGACUGACCCAGAACCCUGGCUGGCCUUUCUGAGCCGCCGUCCUCUGCCGCUGGACAGCGGGCGGGCAGGGCUGUGCCUCCUGGCGGGAGCGGGGAGGGGCCGCGGCCCAGUUCUGCAGGACGUUCUGGAACGUUGAAGGCUGACUAUUAAACAGGAUUUGCGA
Molecule: messenger RNA, 1621 nt
Organism: Sciurus carolinensis (gray squirrel)
Lineage: Eukaryota; Metazoa; Chordata; Mammalia; Rodentia; Sciuridae
Gene: Cd82
Product: CD82 molecule
Exons: 9
Coding region: 171-974 (267 amino acids)
Cellular component (GO): membrane
Source: RefSeq, a predicted model, not a curated record